Lichtheimia ornata is the source of this 819-nucleotide messenger RNA. Its product is annotated as iojap-like ribosome-associated protein. Bases 1 to 819 code for a protein of 272 amino acids. The record is from RefSeq and is a predicted model, not a curated record. Gene Ontology annotation, molecular function: ribosomal large subunit binding. The transcript has 2 exons. Gene Ontology annotation, biological process: negative regulation of ribosome biogenesis; negative regulation of translation. Lineage: Eukaryota; Fungi; Mucoromycota; Mucoromycetes; Mucorales; Lichtheimiaceae.
AUGCAUACUCGACUCGUCUUACACCGAUUGUUGGCACCCCAACCACGCAUUCUACUUUGCCAAUCACGUUCACGUAUCAUUCGACCUGCCUUGGUCACUGGAUCAUGUCGUCCCUUCUCACAAUGCUUGACACGAUGGGAAAGCGAAAAGCCCAUUCGCCCUUCUACGACCACUACGACUUCUGCAACACAAGACAACAACAGCAGUGCUUCCACUUUACAAGAAGACGAAGAAGAAGGUAUCGAGCAAUUGGAUCCAAAGGAAUAUCCUGAGCUUUAUUCACAAGAAGGAGAAGAGGAAAUGGUGGAUACCGAAUGGUUUGUGGAUCAUAGCGAAGAAGAUUUUGUACCCUUGUGGCAACAACGUGCGAUGGGAGAUCAUUUACGAGAACGACAAUCGCUUGAACAAAUAUCCAAGAAGUUGAUCGAGACGGGCGACAUGUCACCUGAUUUACUCAAGCAAUUGUUGGAAGAGAACAAGAUGGAAAAUGUGCGAGUGAUGGAUGUACGUGGUCGUUGCGAUUUUACCGAUUAUAUGAUUGUGGCCGAGAGUUCCAUGGGCGAUCGAUUCCUUACGAAUGCUGCUGAACUUUUGAGAACAACGGUCAAUCAAGCCAUUCGAAAACACCAUGAUCAAGGCAAAAAGAAGGACUUACCCACGAUUCGUAUCGAAGGACGUGAUGAUCAAUCUGGAUGGGUGUUGGUGGAUUUGGGUCAAUGCGUCGUGCAUCUCUUUACACCUGAAGUACGUCAGCAUUAUGAUUUGGAUGGGUUAUGGAAUGAAGAAGCAGAAGCAAGCAGCAAUCCCGAACAACAAUAG